AGACAUAUGUUGUGUCUACGUUACUGCCGGUAACUAAUUAAUUUUAAACACCCGAGUCAGUUAGCAGGCUGACAUAAGAGAAACCAGUCUACGUGACAAAGAAAAGAAAAGAUAGAGAAAGAGACAAUACGUUUUUUUUUUUGUUUGUUUUUUUUUUUUUUUGUUUUGUACGUGAGCGUUUAGACGUCUCCAUCAUUUGAUUUGUGUAGACUGUAUUCUGUGGAGGUCCUCUCAGCUUUUGUACUGUGAGCCAGAGACGAUCAUGAUCCUCCUGACUCCCUCCUCUGAUGAAGAGUCUCUUGAACUCGCCUGGCUUUGGAAUCACAGGAAGUUCAGGGUGAAAAACACUUGAAGGGUUGCUACUGCAACAUUUAAAAAAAAAAAUUGAAACUUUUUGCAGGUCAUUAUCUGUACAUACUGUCUUGGACAGUACUAUGACUUGAGAGAAAAUAAUAAGCUCACAAGAGAGGAGGCAGACAGAAAACAGAGAUUUCUUUGUCUUCAUUAAAAAGUAUCACAGCUUUGUGGGGGCAGAGGCAGCUUUUGGCUGGAGAGAGGCAGAGUCAGCGGUCAUUCCAACUUGCUGACUAAGAUAGUGAACGUAGCUUUUUACUAUAGUUCUUACAGCAAAUUUACAACUAAACAUAUCAAGUUAUAAUUACAACUUUUACUGAUUGCACUUGAAGCAAACAUAUAGCCUGUUAAACUGUUACUACUGAUAAUAUAACCUCAUGCAGUGAAGUAUUUGAAUGUAAACUGCAUGUUAUAAAAACAUGGAAACCAGGUGAGGUUGUAGACUAAUCUUAUCCCACAAUCUCCAUUAAAGCCUGGGCUGCAGUCGUAUCAAUAGAUUUGAACAGUUAGCUAUGCGAGGGCUACUGCCAUGUCCUUGUCUUAGGUUACUAUGUUUGAUCAGAGCUAACAGGCUGAAUGAUCUCAGGUCUGGUAUGUGUCAAUGCAGUAGGUCCAGCUCACACUCACUGUAGUUAAUGGUGUAGGUGGUAGUCCCCUAAAUGUCCAUAGCUUGUUCCCCACACCAGUAUUUGUGUGUAUUUGACCCCUGAUAAGACCACGUUUCAGUGCUAACACUUCACAUACAUCAUGUUCAGAUAUUGUAUCCUUUUGAAAAAAAUGUUUUUCUUCCACAUAUUAUCUCAAUGUUGACCUUUAAUGCAUGUCAUUGUGGCCAUUUUUUUGUUAAAGUUAGAAUAUGUAUAUGUUUAUUGCAUACUUAUAACUGAUGAUUAUGUAAUAAGUAGGUGAUCAGGCACUCUUUAAUGUUGCAUGCUGGAGGCUGCGCACACCGCAUUGAAUGAAUGUACAAAUUUAACAAAUGCAUUUUAGUGAUCUGAAAAUGGAUGAAUGUAUCGUAAGGUUGGUCUCCGUCCAAUAAACAUACGUCUUGGUAAGUGAUACUUCUUUUACAUAAGACGGAGGAUUCAGAUUCAUAGUUAUAUUUCGAUUUAAAUACAGAAAUAAAAGAUAUACAAAAGAUUAUUAUUCAGUUGCAGUGUGACAGGUAAAUCGUUAAGUUUACUUUCAGAAUUUUUACACUUUUUUUCCUCACCGCUGAACUGAAGUUUGACUCAAACUGUGAUAUCAUUUGUAGACUCAUUCACAUUCAGACUCGUUCAUCAAAAGGUCAGCUGGUAUACGGUCACCCAAUCACAGUUUAGCUUUUCUCUUAAACCACAGCAGAGGUUAUUUAUCUAACACAGACAACUACUAACUGCCGUUGUUGUGUGGUCUCAGGUUUCUUCCAGUGUACCAACAAGCUCUUCCUGAGUGAUCAGGCCACAGGGCUCCACAUCAAGGAGUUUGCACGUAAAAAUGCAGCGAAUGCUCUGUCGGUUUCCAACAUGGUCAUGGGCAUGGCCUCCAUUCUCAGCAGUCUUAAUGGGCACCAUCAUGCUGCAUGUUGGCUGGUUCUGAUUGGCUACCUGCUGGAUUUGGCAGAUGGAGCAGUUGCCAGGCGACUCGAUGCCUGCUCUGCACUGGGUGCAAAGCUAGAUGAUUUUGCUGACUUCACAACCUUCGGCAUCGCCACGUCGCUGCUCCUGAGGACAGCUGACCUGCUGGACAACUUCCUGUGCAUGUGUUACGUCCUGUCUGUGUUCGUCCGCCUCUGUUUCUUCUCAAGCGGGAUCCCAUUCAUGUACCGGGGCCUGCCCUGCAUCUACUCCUCAGCCAUCCUGGCCAGUGCCUCUCUGCUGUCAGGGGGAAACAUGGCCGUGCUGCGUGUCAUCGCAGUGGCUAUGAUCCUUUUCAUGAUCAGUCACAACUUCUACCCCCAUGACAGAGUGCUGGAGUCCCAGGCAUGGAAGAAAGUAGUUUACGCUGGAGGAGUUGUCAUGGUGUUCUGCUCUUCCUUCCCCCCUGCCUGUGCGUACUAUCUGCUGUGGUCCGUCUCCUACAUUUUGUUCCCAACAUCCCUUUGGAGCAGUAAAGUGUAAAAAGUGUGCUGGCUCUGUCCAAAACUACCAUUAGGUUUACCUCUGGCCCAUCUGGGUGAAGUGAGGCUUCCAGACUUGCUGCUGCUCCCCACUGCCAUGGAGGAUUCAAGCUGAACAUGCCCAUACACCACUGGCGAACACUUUCUCUGUCUAACCUUUAUUUUGAUGUGACACCUCUAAAACAUAAACCCAGACUAAAGGGAGUUAUAAUGAGGGAUGGGAAGGACAUUUUAACAUUACUGGUAAAGAUUAACCUUCAUGCUGUCUUAAUGCCUUUGUUGCAUUUUCACUGAAGCCAAGGGUUGGGUGGCUUGUUCCAAAAACUGAAUGAAUCUACUAUAUGAUUUCUCAGCAGCAUUUCCAAGAUGCCCUUUCUGGUAUAUCUAAACACAGUAAUUAGCAUUCAUGCACUAUGAUGAGUUUAACUGACAUCUGUUAAUGUUUGUAUCAGGGUUGGGGCCAAUUAACUUUCAUGGUAUUCAGGUCUGGAUAUGUCCUUAAAAUCCACGUUUUCCAUUACAAAUCCAGCCAGAGGAAUCUUUUGAACAUAAUGGUUCUGUCAUUCUUAUUAUUUAAUUUGCUGUUUGAAUGUAUGUUUUAAAAAGGUUGAACUGAAAGCAAACUGACCCCAACCCAAGGGUAAAUUGGGUACUUGUGUUCUGUUUUAAGACUUUUAGCUUUUUUCCAAGCUGUGACUCAGUCCAAGAAAAGAUGUGUUAGACCUUUGUAUUUCUUCUAUGUGUGAUUUUAUUGGGUCAUUGCAUGUGUUUGCCUCUGUUUUAAGAGGCAUUGCAGCUUAAAUAUCAAAUCCACACUGGAUCACCAACACCUCUCAUAUUGAUUCUCUGACUGCAGCCGAAUCAGUGAUGACACUGCAGGGUUUUUUUUCCCCAUCGCUUGUCAAAACACCUGCAGUGACUUUUAUCGAUUGAGGUCAGAAAUGCAACAUGAGUAGAAGUUGCAAUCCAUAAAUAGCACUGCAGCAGCAGCUCUCUGCCUCAGGUGAUUCAGUGUGAAUUUACACGUAAAGAGCAACAACAACACAGGCUGCAAAUCCUCCUUUUCCUGCCAUCUAGUGGGUAAAGAUUUCAACUCGCUGUUGUUAUACCACCACAGUCGAUGUUGGCUGUGAUCAAGAGCAGCAGCACUGAAACUUUAAAUCCACAGGGGUCAGGGAAGGAAAGAAUAAGUGUGUUGUUACUCUUUAGCUUGGCCAGUAUUCAGUCUGAGGAACAUCAUAUUUUUGUAGACCAGUCCUUUAUAGCAAGGACAACUUUUUGGCAUCUCUCAUCGUGUCUCACAAUGGGUAUAUGUGCCUCGCUGAAUUGUGUGUGGCAAAUGGGGAGAUUGUAUAGUUUUAUACGAAUUUGUUCAGAAGCCAGAUGAAGAUGACAUUAAUCUUUAAGUUUGUAAUCAGAGGUGUCAGAAUAAAAGGUAUGACAUCACUCACAUUGUUCACACUCACCUCAUUUUAAUGAUUUGAACCUUGUAUAAACCAUAACUCAUAGUGUUAACACUUUAUGAGUUAUCUCCAUAACAGAGUUUUCUGAGGGAAAACUGAGAAGACGGAGCAGGAUUUCAUAAAUCAAGUCCUCUGUUAUAAAAAUACUAAUACAAAAGAUCACGUCCUCUGAUUCAGAUAUUGAUUUAAACCUACUUUGGUUUAUGGUAACCGACGUUGUGAGGAAAAAAAACAGUAUAAAGUGCAUACACAGAUUGAACACAAAUACAAAUCUACUCUUGGACAUUCAGUAGUGCAUUCAGCUUUCCUGUGUGGGUGUUUUGGUUUUCAAACUGUAAAUUCACAGUAAUGUAUGCAUGCCCAGAGCAUUAUAGAUACAAAAACUGUACUCUGCCCAAUGAUAAUAAAAAAAAAGAAUAUAAGAUCUGUGCAUCAGUCUGUACAUUUUGACAAUAAAUAUAAAAAGAAAACAA
Messenger RNA from Seriola aureovittata, 4388 nucleotides. RefSeq names its product transmembrane protein 269 (gene tmem269). The record is from RefSeq and is a predicted model, not a curated record. The transcript has 7 exons. Gene Ontology annotation, cellular component: membrane. NCBI's taxonomy places the organism in Eukaryota, Metazoa, Chordata, Actinopteri, Carangiformes, Carangidae. Gene Ontology annotation, biological process: phospholipid biosynthetic process. Bases 1860 to 2453 code for a protein of 197 amino acids. Gene Ontology annotation, molecular function: phosphotransferase activity, for other substituted phosphate groups.